AUGGCAAAAUAUGUAAUCGGUGUGGACGGUGGUACAGAGAGCUUGCGCGCCGGCGUCUUCGAUGCACAGGGCCGCCCCUUGGCGUUUGCCAGCAGCCCCUACCCCACAUCCUACCCCCACCCCUCCUGGGCGGAGCAGAGCCCCGAGGACUGGUGGACCGCCCUGGGGGCCGCGGUGCGCGCCGCGGUGGCGCAGGCAGGGGUGUCACCCGGUGACGUGGCGGCGAUGAGCGUGGACACCACCUGCUGCACAGUGGUGGCGCUUGACGCUGAGGGCCGCCCCUUGCGGCCCGCACUGCUGUGGAUGGACAUGCGGUCUGCAAGGCAAGCCGCGCAGGUCGCUGCCUGCGGAGCGCCCGAGCUGCGCGUCAAUGGCGGCGGCGGCGGCCCCGUCAGCGCUGAGUGGAUGGUGCCCAAGGCGCUGUGGCUGAAGCAGGAGGAGCCCAACACCUACAUCGCGGCCCACUGGAUCUGCGAGUAUCAGGACUACCUCAACUACCACCUCACGGGGGCCAUGGUGGCGUCAGUGGACAACGUGGCCAUACGCUGGCACGGCAGCGACGGGCCCCCCCUGGAGCUGCUGCGGCGCCUGGGCAUGGAGGAGCUGUCGGGCAAGUGGCCCCAGGAGGUGCUGCAGCUGGGGGCGCGCAUAGGAGGCGGCCUCACCGCCAGGGCCGCGGCGCACCUGGGCCUGCCCGAGGGCCUGCCCGUGGCCCAGGGCGGCGCGGACGCGUUCAUCGGCGUCAUCGGCCUGGGCGUCAUCGCCCCUGGUGACAUGGCCAUGCUGACGGGCUCCAGCCAUCUGCACAUCGGCAUGACAGACCGCCCACUGUCGGGCAAGGGCAUGUUUGGGUCCUACAGGGGGGCGGUGCUGCCAGGGGUGCACGUUGUGGAAGGCGGGCAGACCAGCACGGGCAGCGCGGUCAACUGGCUGCGCCGCGGCCUGAUGGGGGGCGCGGUGGACUACGCCGACCUUAACGCGGAGGCGGAGGCGGUGCCACCCGGCUGUGAGGGGCUGGUGUGCCUCGACCACUUCCAGGGCAACCGCACGCCCCACACCGACCCACUGUCGCGCGGCGCGCUGGUGGGCUUGACGCUGAAGCACACGCGCGGCCACGUGUUCAGGGGCCUGGUGGAGGCGGUGGCCUUUGGGACUGAGGCCGUGCUGGAGGCCAUGAGGGGCGCGGGGUACAGCCCCACGAGCCUGACCAUCGCGGGGGGCGCCACCAAGAGUGAGCUGUGGAUGCAGGUGCACGCUGACGUGUCAAACCUGCCACUGCACCUCACAGAGGUGCCCGACGCGCCGGCACUGGGCUGCGCCAUCCUGGCUGCCGUCGCCGCCGGCCUCCACCCCGACAUCCCCACUGCCGUCAAGGCCAUGGUGCGCGUGUCCCGCACCAUCACCCCGGACCCACAGCGCCAUGCGGUCUACAGGCGGCUCUACCAGGAGCGCUACUCAAAGCUCUACCCGGCCCUCAGGCCACUCUUCCACGCCGGCCACGACCACGCACCCACACCAAACGGCGCCCCUGCAGUCGAGGAGGGCGCCUCGGGACAGUGGGCGGCGGCGGCGGCAGAAGCAGGGGAGGCGGCGCGGCAGGGGCGGCAAGGGGAGGAGGGCGGCGGGCUGCCGCGGGCCAUCGUGUCACCCUCCAUCUUGGCGGCGGACUUUGCGUGCCUGGGGGACGAGGUGGAGCGGGUCCUGGCCGCGGGGGCGGACUGGAUCCACGUGGACAUGUUUGACGGCGGCGCCAUCGCAGGCGGAAACUUCACGAUUGGGCCCCCGGUGGUGGCGGCGCUGCGGAAGCGGGCGCCUGGGGCGUUCUUGGACUGCCACCUCGCGGUGCAGGACCCAGCAAAGUAUGUGGAGGCGGUAGCUGCCGCAGGUGCCAGCUCGUUCACGUUCCAGAUCGAGCCCUUCCUGGACGCACACACUGCCCAGCCAGACGCAGCCAAGCGCUGCGCAGCGGCAGCUGCCGGUGCCGCGGAGCUGGCGGCUGCGAUCCGGGCGCGUGGCAUGCGGGCGGCGGUGGCGGUGGCGCCCGCGACGGGUGUGGAGGUGGUGAUGCCGCUGGCGGACGCCGGGGCUGUCGACAUGGUGCUAUUCAUGACCGUGAACUGCGGCUUUGGGGGCCAGAGCUUCCAGGCCCAGGUGCUGGACAAGGUGGCGGCGGCGCGCCGCGCCCACCCUUCCCUGACCAUCCAGGUCGACGGCGGCAUCAACGCCACAACAGCAGCACUGGCCGCCGCUGCCGGCGCCAACGCGGUCGUGGCGGGAACGGCCGUGUUUCUCGCGCCAGAGGGCGCCGCAGCGGCGAUUGGGGCGAUCCGCGGGGCGCUGCUUGAGCACCUGCCACGCGCCACCGCUGCGGCACACGCUCACGCAACAUUGGCAGCUGUCGAGGGAGCUGGUCCGGCAGCAGUACUCUAG
Monoraphidium neglectum is the source of this 2430-nucleotide messenger RNA. RefSeq lists its product as hypothetical. The transcript is spliced from 11 exons. Gene Ontology annotation, biological process: carbohydrate metabolic process. Gene Ontology annotation, molecular function: racemase and epimerase activity, acting on carbohydrates and derivatives; kinase activity. The record is from RefSeq and is a predicted model, not a curated record. The coding region runs from base 1 to 2430 and encodes 809 amino acids. Lineage: Eukaryota; Viridiplantae; Chlorophyta; Chlorophyceae; Sphaeropleales; Selenastraceae.